AUGGAAACUACAAAGAAAAAUGUUGUGAAAGAACUGCCAGCUGUCGCAAGACAGUUGCCCUCAUCAAAUCCUGCUUUGAGAGCAGUAGGGCCGGAGGAAGGCGGGGGAGGCCAGGUGCGCAGAGCUGCCUCCGCCGGCGGCGGGCGGUGCGUGAGGAGCUCGGCCGGGCGCUGCCGCCAUGGAACACAUCCGGAUGCCCAAGGUGGGUCUCGCCGGCCGCGGCAGCAUCCCCACGGCCCCUCCCGCUCCAGCCCAAGGGAGCCUCGCACCGCAGCCCUGCGGGCCUCUACGGCCUUCCAGCUGAUGCUGCGGGCUGCUUUCCGGCCACUUUGCCCUGAUACGUGCCCAAAACGCCGGGAGGUGGGCGCGUUGCUCUGCGCUAUGGGCUUGUCGGGCUUCUCACUCCGUCCCUCUGUUAACGCAGGCACUGGCCGUGAGCUGCAGGUGGAAAAUGUUAGGUUACUUGAUCGUUUAUCUUCAAGAAGAGCUGUGGUGGGAACGUUAUAUUUAACAGCUACCCAUGUCAUAUUUGUGGAGAAUGGUUCUGAAACUCGCAAAGAAACCUGGGUUCUCCACAGUCAAAUUGCCUCUAUUGAGAAGCAAGCCACUACUGCCACUGGUUGCCCGUUACUGAUCCGCUGCAAGAACUUCCAGGUCAUCCAUCUGGUGAUCCCUCAGGAACGAGACUGCCAUGACGUUUACAUAUCUCUGAUACGUCUGGCUCGACCAGUGAAAUAUGAAGAACUGUAUUGCUUCUCCUUCAAUCCAAAAUUAGACAAAGAAGAACGAGAACAAGGGUGGAAGCUUGUGGACCUCAAUGAAGAAUAUAAUCGGAUGGGUGUUCCAAACAACUAUUGGCAGAUUAGUGAUGUAAACAGAGACUACGGAGUUUGUGACUCCUAUCCUACAGAAGUCUAUGUACCAAAGUCUGCAACUGCACACAUCAUAGUGGGGAGCUCUAAAUUUCGCAGCCGAAGGCGUUUCCCAGCUCUUUCCUACUACUGCAAGGGUAACAAUGCCUCCAUAUGUAGAAGCAGCCAACCUUUAUCUGGCUUUAGUGCUCGAUGCCUUGAGGAUGAACAGAUGCUCCAGGCCAUCAGAAAAGCCAAUCCAGGAAGUGAUUUCAUAUAUGUUGUUGACACCCGGCCCAAACUCAACGCAAUGGCAAACAGAGCAGCAGGGAAGGGAUAUGAAAAUGAAGACAACUACUCCAACAUCAAGUUUCAAUUCAUAGGCAUUGAGAACAUCCAUGUUAUGAGAAAUAGUCUGCAGAAAAUGCUUGAAGUUUGUGAGCUGAAAUCACCUUCAAUGAGCGACUUUCUGUGGGGCCUAGAAAAUUCGGGCUGGCUGAAGCACAUCAAAGCCAUUAUGGACGCUGGCAUUUUUAUUGCGAAGGUGUUAAUUGAAAAAGACUGGGUUUCCUUUGGCCACAAAUUUAACCACAGGUACGGCAAUUUAGAUGGAGAUCCAAAGGAGAUAUCACCUGUUAUUGACCAGUUCAUUGAAUGUGUUUGGCAGUUAAUGGAACAGUUUCCUUGUGCCUUUGAAUUCAAUGAAAGAUUCCUCAUCCACAUACAGCAUCACAUCUAUUCUUGCCAGUUUGGGAAUUUCCUGUGUAACAGCCAGAAAGAAAGAAGAGAGCUUAAAAUCAAAGAACGAACGUAUUCAUUGUGGGCUCACUUGUGGAAAAAUCGUGCUGAUUACCUGAAUCCUUUAUACAGGUCAGACCACAGUCAAACCCAAGGGACCCUGCACCCACAGAUAGCUCCAUGCAACUUCUUAUACAAGUUCUGGAGUGGCAUGUACAACCGCUUUGAAAAGGGGCUGCAUCCUCGACAGUCAGUUACCGAUUAUCUGAUGGCAGUGAAGGAAGAAACUCAGCAGCUGGAAGAAGAGCUGGAAGUCUUACAAGAGAGAUUGGCAAAUCUUCAGAAAUCACAGUCAGGUAAUAAUAAAGUCAAGAGUAAGCAACAAGACCAAAACAAAAAAUUUGGACUGUAUACUUCCAACAACAGCUUAGCUAACACUCCCCAGGAGUAUAGCAAUGAUCUGAAAUCAUUCCCAUCCCGGAGCCCUUCUCAAGGGGAUGAAGAUUCCGCCCUGAUUUUGACACAGGACAACCUGAAGAGCUCUGAUCCUGACCUCUCAGCCAACAGUGACCAGGAGUCUGGUGUGGAGGACUUAAGCUGUAGGUCCCCAAGUGGGGGUGGCUGCUUGCCUAGUGAAGACAGUGGCAAGGACUCUGAUGAAGCUGUAUUUCUGGCAGGCUGAAAUACCUGCACGGCAGCAAGGAUCCAGAUGAUGUAAAGUCUUACACAGUCUGGAAUGACAUCUUUUCAUCAGAUGAAGAAUGGAAGUGGACUGUGGCCUAAAGAAAUAAUCCAAAGAAAGGGAACUGUGCAAUUGUGUAAGUUAAGAUCCAAACAGAACAAGUUAUUACUAAUUUUAAGACAGUACACUAAAGAAAGGUAAUAUCUGCUGUUAUAUUUCAUUAAGCCAAUAUAGUGGUUGUUUUAUCAAUGCUGUACAUAAUUAUUCCUUACUUUGUACAUUUCCAUAGUUAUUUAUUGGACAGAAUAAUA
This is a messenger RNA of Vidua macroura (Pin-tailed whydah), 2582 nucleotides long. It is a transcript of the gene MTMR7, whose product is annotated as myotubularin related protein 7. Lineage: Eukaryota; Metazoa; Chordata; Aves; Passeriformes; Viduidae. The record is from RefSeq and is a predicted model, not a curated record. The transcript has 14 exons. Bases 1 to 2271 code for a protein of 756 amino acids.